Nezara viridula (southern green stink bug) is the source of this 2763-nucleotide messenger RNA. The record is from the annotation of a GenBank genome assembly. NCBI's taxonomy places the organism in Eukaryota, Metazoa, Arthropoda, Insecta, Hemiptera, Pentatomidae.
CAGAAAUCAUAUUGGAACUCUUGGUUAAGCUUGCUUUGUUGUGGAGGUAACUGAAGAAGUGAUCCUGGGCAGUCGUUAUGGCCUUUUUAAAUUCAAACAUUUGCUUAAUAAUUUAGUGCCUCAGCAUUUAUCCAUGAUUCCUUAUGAGCUACCAAAGAUUUGUAUUUAAAAAUGAUAGGAAGUUAUGAAGCUAGUUACCAACAGUUUGGAGAUGACUCUGAAGAUACUCCUCCCCAGGAGAGUGGAGUCUUAAUUCAUGUUGUUCCUGAGUUAGGCAAAGCAGAGAAAUGGGCUCAUAUGGUAGAUUUAGAUGCCUUUUUUACACGGGUGUACCAAUAUCAUCAACGACAUGGUUUCCAUUGCAUGGCUACACAGGAAGUUCUAGAAGUUUUUCAAUUUGUGUUUGUUGUUGUUUUCUCUAUUGGCCUUAUAAAAUGUGUUGAUUAUUCUAUCCUCUUCAGGGAAAAAACUGUGAAUGGUACAAGAGUUAAAGUGUCAAUUUCCGAUGCCAUCCUGCCAGCUGAUGAAUGUAUUGCAAAUUUAGAAGUGAUUGAAUGGACUAUACUUACAGUAGGAUUGCUUGUUUGGCUUCUGCGGGUCAUAAAAGUUACAUAUAAUUUAUACAAAUAUCAUGAUGUACGAAAUUUUUAUAACACUGCUCUGAACAUAAAAGAUUGUGAUCUUGAAAAUGUGACAUGGCAUGAGGUUCAAAAACGUCUUCUUGAGGUACAGAAGGAACAGCUGAUAUGCAUACACAAAACAGAGCUGACAGAAUUGGAUAUAUACCAUCGAAUUUUAAGGUUUAAAAAUUAUAUGGUUGCCAUGGUAAAUAAAUCUUUAAUACCACCUAAAUUUCAACUUCCGCUCAUAGGAGAAGUCAUUUACUUUAGUCAUGGUCUGAAAUAUAAUCUAGAAAUGAUUCUGUAUUGGGGACCAUCUUCACCUUUUCAAGAAAGCUUUCGUUUAAAGGAUGAUUACAAAAGGAUCGCUAAGCGAAAAGAAUUAGCUCAUCAAUUGGCACGCCAUAUAUUAUACGUUGCUAUUGCCAAUUUCCUGCUGUGCCCUCUAAUAUUACUAUGGCAGAUAUUGUAUGCAUUCUUCAAUUAUGCUGAGGUGGUGAAGCGUGAGCCAAGUACCCUAGGUGCACGGUGCUGGUCCCUUUAUGCAAAGUACUACUUUAGGCACUUUAAUGAACUAGACCAUGAACUGAAUGCUCGCCUGAAUCGAGCUUAUCGACCUGCAUCAAAAUACAUGAGCAUAUUUACUAGCCCUUUGAUGACAGUAAUAUCAAAGAAUAUUGUUUUUGUCGCUGGUGCUCUUCUUGCUGUUCUUUUAUCUCUUUCUAUUUAUGAUGAAGAUGUUUUAACCGUUGAACAUGUUCUUACCAUGAUAACAAUAUUAGGUGCUCUUGUUGCAACAUUUAGGGUUUUUAUUCCUGAUGAAAACUUAGUGUGGUGGCCUGAGCACUUGAUGAAUUCCGUGUUGGCACAUGUUCAUUACCUUCCCAGCCAUUGGCGUGGAAAUGCCCAUACACAGACUGUUCGGAAUGAAUUCACACAUCUCUUCCAAUAUAAAGCUACAUUUCUCAUGAUGGAGCUGUUAUCCCCUAUUAUGACUCCCGUUCUCCUUUUGACCCAUGUGAGGCCAAGGGCUCUUGAAUUUGUCGACUUCUUCCGCAGCUUCACGGUGGAAGUUGGAGCAGUAGGAGAUGUCUGCAGUUUUGCUCAAAUGGAUAUUCGUAAUCAUGGUAAUCCAGAUUGGAACCCAGGACCUAACAGACCGACAACUGAUCAGUAUACACAGGCUGAAGAAGGUAAAACAGAAUUAUCUUUGAUCCAUUUCACUUUUACAAAUCCUGAGUGGUCUCCUCCUGGCCCCUCUGGUGGUUUUGUUUCAAAUGUAAGAGAAGAAGCUAAAAAAGUACUUCUGCAAGAUCCGAUGUUAUUAUCAUCGUCUACAGCUACCACUACUGGGAUGAGCACAUUUGUACCACAAAUGGGCCCUGUUGAAUCAAUAUUGCAAAGCCAAAUUAUUAACCGAAGCGUCCAUACUAAUAUCAGCCGAACUGAAGGUCCAGUUUAUGAUAGGCACUAUCUUACUCAUGGUGAGGGCUUAACACCAUCGCUUGGAGCUUCUGUUUUUGGCACGGAGCUAACUCCCGCUGAUCCUAUAGAGACAACUGCUAUGGACAUGAGUAUAAAUGCUCUUUAUCUCCACCAUGCUCAUCAAAGAGGGCUUGAGCGAAGAGGUGGAGUACGCCAGGCUAGUGGUUCAACUAAUGUUGCUGGAAGUGAAAGGCUGCCAUUGCUUCGUUCACCUUCUAGAUUCUCUUGACACGGGUCUUUAUUUACUUUAUGAAAUUACCAGAAAGUAAGCGUAUCGGUCAUCAGUCGACCAUUCAACUCAGGCAUGUAUAAAUGAUGAAGAGGUAUAUUAGUUUUGCUGUUUAUUGAGUAAUUUCUUUAUUUAGUCAUUUUAAUUUAGGAAAGCUAGUUUUAAUUUUGUGUGCAUAAUGGUGUAUAUAUUUAAGUAUUUCUUGUUGUUUUUUUUCCUUCAAAGUAAUGUCUUUCGUUGUUCUAAUUCGCUCAAAUUAGUUAAUAUUUUGACUUGUGUUCAUGUAAAUAAUAAAUGUAAUGCGACUAUAAAUGAAGUUUAUAUAUUUGUAUGUCAUUAACGUAUAAUCAAGCUUUUCGUGAUGAAAGUUAAUUGUAAAUAUUCUAUAAAUACUUCCAAAUAAAGAUUUUCCUUACGAUCUCAUUUUUU